AUGUUGGCGGCGGUGGGCUCCCUGGCGGCCGCCAUCUGGGGCGUGCUCCACCUCAGAACUCUUCUCCUGGAGCUGCUGUCUUCCUGUUCUUUGCAGAUUUCUUCAAAAGGAGGCGCCCCCAAAAUUUCCCUCCUGGGCCCUGGCGCCUGCCUUUCCUGGGAAACUUCUUCCAACUGGACUUCGAAAAGACUGAUCUGGCGCUUCACCGGGGGACACUGGUAUGGCCCCCAGGCUGCAGCUGGGAAACUGAGGGAACCCUGCCUUCCACUUCUUCCUUCUGACUUCCCUGCCUCACCCAUUUCUCCUUUCACCUGCUUCAAUACAGGAUUAAUGGCAUCCAGUGGCCAAAUAUGGAAGGAACAAAGAAGGUUCACCCUGACCAUGCUAAGGAACUUCAGUUUAGGAAAGAAGACCAUUGAGGAACGCAUCCAGGAAGAAGCCCACCACCUUGCUGAGGUCAUAGCAAAGGAGAAAGGACAGACUUUCAACCCUUACUUCAAGAUCAACAAUGCCAUUUCCAAUAUAAUUUGCUCCAUCAUCUUUGGGGAGCGCUUUGAUUACCAGGAUGCUGAGUUUCAGGAGCUGCUGAGGUUACUGGAUGAGGUUACCCAUUUGGAAGCAUCUCCUAUGUGCCAAAUAAUGGAAUUCCUCCCUGUACCUCAUCAUACUCUCUUCAGAGGCUGGGAUGAACUGAAAUCAUUUGUCUGUCAUGUGAUUAAAAAUCAUGGGAGAGACUGGAAUCCUGAUGAGCCAAGAGAUUUUUAUUGACACUUACCUCAAGGAAAUGACACAGGUGAGAAAAGCAAAGUUUGUUUCCAUGUUGUGUUUUUAAAGAACAAAGAGCAGCAUGUUAGUUUCCAGACACAUUCAACCCAGAGAAUUUCCUGGAGAAUGGACAGUUUAAGAAAAGGAAAUCCUUUUCUCACUUUUCUCGUCUUUCUCACUGGGUGAGUUGCUCUUAUCAGGAGUGAGAUCACAGGAGUUCCUCCCUCCAGUCUUCCUCCUCUUCUCUGUAGUCCAUUGCUUUGAAUAAGAUUCUUCCUCAUGGCCCGGGUUGGCAUGAUUCCAUGUGCACUCAUUCCUAGAAGCAAGCAUUAUCCUGAUACCAAAGCCAGAGAAGGAACCAAACAAAAAUGGGAAGAACAGGAAAAUUGUCCUAGUGAACAAAAUUGAAAUAUCCUCAAUAAGAUACUGGCAAAUAAAGUGAGUCAUCAAGAAUAUAAUACACCAUGACCAACUAUGAUUCAUCUGAAGAAUGCAGGGAUGGUCAACCAUACACAAGUCAAUAAAUAUAAUAUAUCAUAUUAAAGAA
This is a messenger RNA of Fukomys damarensis (Damara mole-rat), 1312 nucleotides long. Its product is annotated as cytochrome P450 2J2-like. The coding region runs from base 1 to 768 and encodes 255 amino acids. Lineage: Eukaryota; Metazoa; Chordata; Mammalia; Rodentia; Bathyergidae. The transcript has 5 exons. Gene Ontology annotation, cellular component: intracellular membrane-bounded organelle; cytoplasm. Gene Ontology annotation, molecular function: iron ion binding; heme binding; oxidoreductase activity, acting on paired donors, with incorporation or reduction of molecular oxygen, reduced flavin or flavoprotein as one donor, and incorporation of one atom of oxygen. Gene Ontology annotation, biological process: xenobiotic metabolic process. The record is from RefSeq and is a predicted model, not a curated record.